Molecule: messenger RNA, 4312 nt
Organism: Scophthalmus maximus (turbot)
Lineage: Eukaryota; Metazoa; Chordata; Actinopteri; Pleuronectiformes; Scophthalmidae
Gene: ttyh3a
Product: tweety family member 3a
Exons: 15
Coding region: 576-2183 (535 amino acids)
Cellular component (GO): plasma membrane
Molecular function (GO): volume-sensitive chloride channel activity; intracellularly calcium-gated chloride channel activity
Source: RefSeq, a predicted model, not a curated record
UGUUUACUUGCUAAGACAAACGAUGGGAAUGUGUGCGUUCCUGUAGCAUUCUGUUAUUUAGACUAAUUAUUCAUUUUCGGCCAUUUCAGUGUUACAAGUUGUUACUGUCUUUGUUGUACGUUUUAUCUUUUAUUUCAUUUUAUCAUUUUAUAAUUGUGUUGUGCGACUCCUAACUGGACCGAGCGGCGGCUUCCAGCCGGUGAGCAGACAGUCGCCUCCAGUCUCCACUGCGCCGCAGCUGCGACCGGACGGAGGCUUGACUCGGAGGGGCUGCUGAACUGAGGAGGAAACUCACCGACGCCAAGAAAAACAAACAAACAAACAAACAAACAAACAGAGACACAACAACAGGAUGUAAACAAGCCGCGCGGAGCAGAAUGCCGAGAGGAACAGAAGCGACUUGUUGUCCUGCGGAGCGCACCAACCCGCGGCUAACACCGGGGCUAACGCGUUAGCCGAGUCGACGCUAGCUGCAUCACGGACACACUCUGUGGAGUGGAUUCCUCUUCCGGUCCGACAGCCCCACGCAUCCCUCGCCUGUUGUUGGAUCUCUCUGGUUCUUCCACUCUGCCAUCAUGGCGUCGGUGGCCAGCUUCUCUCCACCCUGGUGGGUGAAGCUGCUGCACAGGCUCCCACACUUCAACUUCAAGUUCGAGCAAACCAGCAGUGACUUCCGGCCGGAGGACUGGACCUAUCAACAGUCCAUCCUGUUAUUGGGCGGUGUGGCGCUCGCCUGUCUGGCCCUAGACCUCCUGUUUCUGCUCUUCUACUCCAUUUGGCUGUGCUGCCGACGGAAAAAAAGCGAGGAGCAGCCCAACGCCGACUGCUGCUGCACGGCCUGGUGUGUUAUCAUAGCAACACUCGUCUGCAGCGCUGGCAUUGCUGUUGGUUUCUAUGGGAACGGCGAGACUUGUGAUGGAGUGAACCGGCUGACGUAUUCCCUGCGCCACGCUAACCGCACAAUCACUGGAGUGCAGAAGCUGGUAUACGACAGCACAUCCUCAUUGAACCAGACGGUAGACGACAAUCUGCAGCAGCUUGAGGGCCAGUAUGCCCUGCACGCAGACUACCUGUCCAUCAUCCAAAAGCUGCAAGGCCAGCUGGACGAGCUGGUCCGACAGAUGGCAGAGAUUCCCUUCUGGGACAACACCAACGUCUCCCUGGAGGAUCUGGCCGUCAACAUUGAGCUGUACGACUGGUACAGGUGGCUGGGCUACAUAGGCCUGCUACUGUUCGACGUCCUCAUCUGCCUUCUGGUGCUGUUUGGCCUCAUUCGAAACUCCAAGGCAACACUUAUAGGGGUGUGCUUGUUUGGUGUCGUCGCCCUGGUUAUCAGCUGGGUGUCCCUGGGGCUGGAAUUAGCUGUCUCUGCGACCUCGAGUGACUUCUGUGUUGCUCCUGACACGUAUGUCACAAAAGUGGCGGACCAGUACGGAGUCAUCAAUCAAGAAAUCCUGCAGCACUACCUGAGUUGCAGUCUGGAAAGAGUCAACCCGUUCCAGCAGAUGCUUUCGGGCAGCCACAAAGCGCUGGUGGAGAUGCAGGACGACGUGUCCGAACUGCUGCGCUCUGCCACCAGAGAGUAUAAACAAACUAAGGGAAGUUUGGAGGAGAUCCAAGGGAUACUGAAUACCACGGAGAUCAGCCUACAUCAGCUCACUGCGCUGGUGGACUGUCGCAGCCUGCACAUGGACUACGUCCAGGCCAUGACAGGUCUGUGUUACGACGGACUGGAAGGCCUCAUCUACCUCGUGCUCUUCUCCUUCGUCACGGCGCUCAUGUUCAGCUCAAUUGUUUGCAGCGUGCCCCACACCUGGAAGAACAAGAGGAGCGAGGAAGACAGUGAAGACGAGUCCCUGAGCCACGGAGGAAGGCAAAACCACGACAACCUGUACCGGGUCCACAUGCCCAGCCUGUACAGCUGUGGAAGCAGCUACGGCAGCGAGACCUCAAUCCCUGCCGCCGCCCACACCGUCAGCAACGCCCCCGUCACCGAGUACAUGGCUCAGAACGCCAGCUUCCAGAACUCUCGCUGUGAGAACACGCCUCUGAUCGGACGAGAAUCUCCUCCCCCCACGUACACCUCCAGCAUGCGGGCGAAGUACCUGGCCAACAGCCGACCGGAUCCCAACAACCCUCCAGCGCAGGAGACGACACCGGACUCGUCCCGUCUGCAGCACUGACGUCCCUGGAGUCUGUCAUCCAGUCAGUUGUUGUUGUUGUUUUCUUAAACUCUGAUAAUGAUUUUUUCCACUCAGCCGCUCCACCUCCUGCCUCCCUCCACCAUGAACUGUCUUACUUGACUUAAGAAAUUGGGAAAAACCAAAUGUGCUCUGUGCUGGUUGGUUGAAGUAAAAAACGCGAGGGACGUGGCUGCGGCGAAUCCACCUUCUCCAGAUUCCACAAUCCUCGGCUGAUGCGAGACUCAUCGGUGGUGCUGGGAAUCCGUCUGAUGCGACGGGCUCGGACUGACUUAUACACUCCAAUAUAUUGAUUUUUUCUUUCUCUCUUUACACAUGAACACACCACGACAUUGUGCAGUGUCACAUCUUAACAAGGCAUUGCGGUGUUGAGGACUCUGGGAGUGCUCGUACACGUAGACUAGCACUGAUUACUACUGGUUGUUGUUUUUUUUGUUUUUGUAAAGUACUGUACCACGUCUCCUCUCUCCCCUCCGGGACGGCGAGGGAGAGGCCUUACACGUGCAAACGGGAGGAAUUCAAAAUCUUCCCACCUGACGAGUACAACGAUCAAACUGUCGUAGUGUAGAUUAAUUUCACAGUGCAACGUCUCAGUUGCUCAGGAAGUCUUUCUGCUCGUGGAACUUAAAAUCUGAUAUUUGCAUCAUACUGUAUAUCACAUAUGCACAUUCGCAUUGCUUCGUCUUAAAACCCCUGACGCCUGGGACCAGUUUUUUCCUGCAGCAUUGCACGUCGUACAGGUCUUUUUAUUUUUAUUUUAAAUUUUUCUCUUGGGACAAUGUUAAUUCCUGUGGCUUUAAAAAAAAAAUACAUUCAUGAUGAGCCACUUUUCCACAGCAGUGACUGUAACUUGUGAAGCUGUGAACGUCGAUGCUCUCAGAGGACAAAGAUGAGCUGCACGGUGGGAAUGCAGUUCAAAAAAAUGAAUUGAACAAUAGUGAAUUUGAUGAAGACAAGAUGUUUUUAUACUACUGGAAGCAGAAACCUUUGUUUUUAAUUAUUCUUUUUGCGGACGAUGGUGAAGCACUGGAAUACAGAGGAGUGUUUGAUGUCUUCAAUAUUUCUCCAGACUUUUUAAGAUCAGUUUUGCGGUGCUCGCUCUUCACCAGACUGCUUGUAAUUCUCUCCAUUGUUUUUGCAAAGUUGUGAAGCUUCAUUUCCCUUGAUACAGCUGUGUACACACACACACACACACACACACAAACGCAUUCUUGAGUCUGUCUGGCAAUGAUCUGCAGCAGCUAUAGAUCAAAAAUCCACUUGCCAAUCAUCGCAACCAUAAGUUUUAAUGCACAUUCGAGUGAAAAAUAUGCAUAUUUACAGUUUCUCAUAAGAAGAGAGACCUUAUGCAUCGGCACCUCCAGUGUCUCACAAAUGUGUUUUAGCAUUUAUACCCAGUAGAUGAGGCAGAGUGGACGCGGUGAAAAGAUUGUGAUACAGUAACUCCUCCCUCGAUAUGAACUGGAGAUUUGUUCCUGUUGAAGCAUGACGACGUUUUGUACCUCGGCUGCUUCAACCUCCUCAAAGUGCUUCUGUGAUCAGGACGAGACUGAGCCAACAGGUGAAGCACAAAUCCUUCUACUCUCUGAAUAUCUUUUUGUAAAUCUCUCUACUUCAGGCUCCCGUUCGCUUCUGCGAUGGAACGAGAAAACAAAGCCUGACUUCUUUUUUUUCCAUUAUUACACCGAUGCAAUCCUUCUGUUUUUUUUGUAGUGGUCAUAUUCUCUUUGUCGUCUGUAAUGCGAAGCUGUUGUACAGGUUGUGAACAUUUUCAAAAUUAAGGAACUUUGACUUUUCUUUUUUAAUUUCUUAAAAAGCUUAUUUCACAUUUUUUUAAACAUUUUUCUAUUUGAUUUGCUUGUAGAUUUUUUUUUAUUUAAUUUUAGAAAUUGCAGCAAGCACAAUGUGUUGCUUCAUUAAUGUGAAUAUGGGCCAUAGAUUUUGAUUUUUUUUUAAUGAGGUUUUUUUUUCUUCUGUUAAAAAAAAAUCACUAUAGAUGUAAUCAUUUUUUUAUACAUCAUUUUUGCAGUCUUUAAAAUGUGUACAUGUAAAACCUGUGGUUAUUCUGAGCUUGAAAUGCUGUGUUUUGAAAUUAAAAACUUUUAACUGUU